Messenger RNA from Epinephelus moara (kelp grouper), 5838 nucleotides. It is a transcript of the gene elmod3, whose product is annotated as ELMO/CED-12 domain containing 3. The transcript is spliced from 13 exons. The record is from RefSeq and is a predicted model, not a curated record. NCBI's taxonomy places the organism in Eukaryota, Metazoa, Chordata, Actinopteri, Perciformes, Serranidae. The coding region runs from base 804 to 2099 and encodes 431 amino acids.
GGGAACCACAAUUCCCAGGAUGCACUUGAAAUUACCGUGGCCACUGGACGGGGGAAGGGAAGCUGAGAUUGGAGGGAGAAAUAGUCAAAAACUGAGUUUUCAGAUAUUAUGUACAUAUGACAGCCCCUCCUCAGGACUCUGACCAAACAACAACUCUAUCCAUGACCCACAUCUCACUGGACACCUUCACUUUUCACUUUGGACGUGUGCUGCAGUUUCAUGUGAGGCUGAAGACAUAACACAGCGUUAGUGCACAACUGUACUGGUACCUCUAGGUGCAUACUGGAUUUGUCUUGAGUGCCAAAGUAAUGAAGUGUCUCGGACGUGGAAAGCCCAGCCCUGAAAAGCAAUGUCAUUAUCCAGCUUCUGCGUACGUCUGAUGGGGCUGAGGAGCGGAGCCACUGGCCAAGCGGAUCUGUGGAGGAGAGAAAGGAGGCAGGUUUCCAGGAAACUUCUGCACUGAUGGAUAGCCAUUUCUUCCUGUCAGCUCUUGUGGACUGAUACCUGCAUAUUCCUGUCAGAGUGCACACUCAAGGUUAGACUUUAGAGUAGCUAAUAAAACCAGGCUGCCAUCAGAACCCCACAAUCAUCGCUAUUACACAGAAGAAGAAAAUAUGAUGUGCACAGUAUGCAUUUCCUCUGCCAGUGACAGUUUUGGGAAAUCAUACUGGUGACUUUGGACGCUGAGUUCUCUAUGUAUAUGAGGAGAAAAGGAGAAAAGUGUAGAUAUUUGCAGUCACUACAAAUGUGCUCUACGGAAAUCAUGGUGGUCCUUGCAUCAGCUCCUCAGCCCAUCUCAGUCCAUGACUACAGAAGCCUUUAGAGGCCACGAUCAGGAACACGCUCGCCAGCCAACACACUCAUAUGCAAUGGAAGAAGACACUGAUGUCACAACCCUCUCGGAGGGCCUGAAUGGUUUGUCCCGUGAAUGUAAACCAUUAGAGGAUAUCACCAAUGGACACUCCAACCAUAAGCCUGUCAUGAACGGACUGAUAAUUAGUCAUAAUGUCAAAGACCACACCAACGGCAGCGCACCACUCAGAUCCCUGCCGAUUUCAGCACUGAAGCAGAAUGGUCUUCUGCAGACCCUGGCAGCUGGAGGGGACCAGCCUAAACCUGCAGAGGAAAAUGUGGAGUUGGAAAAGGCCAGGGAGGAGUGGGAGGCUCUGGAGAGCGUCCAACCAGCUCUCACUGAGGACUCAAACCCGACCCCGAUCAUCUCCUUCAACGAAGCCUUGCAGUACUUCCAGACCACAGACCUCGGGGACUUGCUGAAGAACAUCCAGCCAACCAUUCGCAGAACAGGUCUGGCCGCGAUCACACACUUCCUCUUCGGACCUCCACGGCUGCACAGGGAGCUUCUGGAGGAGAGGGAUCUGGUCUUUGCCAUCGCACAGUGCCAUGUGGACAACGGCCAAACAGUCCACAUGCGUGUCCUUCAGACCAUUUAUAAGCGGCUGAUUGGCAGCAGGCUGGACUGUCCGCGCUAUGGGGCUCACUGGGAAAACAUCGGCUUUCAGGGUACAGACCCAGCCACUGACCUACGUGGCACUGGUUUUCUGGGACUGAUGCAUACGCUGUACUUUGUGAUGGACCCAGAGACUCUACCGUUGGCUAGAGACAUCUUCAAGUUAUCACAACACCCUACACAGAACUUUCCAUUCAGUGUGAUGUCAAUCAACAUGACCCGCAUUGCUCUGCAAGUACUCAGAGAGGAAGCCUUGUCCAAGGAGUGCAAUCGUCGUCAGCAAGUGGUUGGUGUGCUGAAUGAGUUCUACGUUGCCACAUAUUUGCACCUGUACCAACUGUGGAAGACCCAACAGAAGACCAUUGUUGACUCUGGCUUUGUACUGAAAGAAGUGGAGCUGUUUGCCAAAAAGAACCCCAAGCAGAUGCUGCGCCGACUAGAGGUCUUCCUGAAAGAGAGGCGGGCAGGUGGAAUCCCCCGUGGGACGUCGCCAGACCCUCAGGCCCAACAGCCCUCUCCUAGCCUGGGGGCCAGAGCUGGGACGGGACAGGGAAGCAAGGGAAAGGAGUUGCACUUCACGGGAGUGUGUGAUCUACCGCCAGAUAUGGAGGGAGAGGCCAGACUCAUCUAAGCUAGACUCUGUGUGUGUGUGUGUGUGUGUGUGUGUGUGUGUGUGUGUGUGUGUGUGUGUGUGUGUGUCUGUCUGUGUUAGCAAUCCUGUUUGUGAGUACAUCUAUCUCGGUAUGUGUGAGUGGCUUACUCUCAGAGAGCUAGAACCCCACCAGUCCCUGAUCUAGGACCUGCUAUCUGAACCUAUUCAAACACUUCCACUCCUUCCACUGACGCUGGGGUGCUGCACUUUCAUCAGAUUAAACUUGGAGGUCUCUCAGAGUUAUAUUUGUUUUUUUUUUAAUUGAUUAAUUUAUUUUUUUAAACAAAGAACAGACAAAUAUAAAGAGCUGAUGCGGGCCAGAAACACAAGAUGUCACAAAAACAACAAAGUGAAUGUGUGUGCACUUUUUUUGUGGAUUUAGUAGCCAAAUUGAUAAAACUCUACCUGCCUAGAAGGUCAAAACGUACACAAUUGUGUCCCUAGGAUCUCUCAGUCAGGGUAAAUUAGCAUUGCAGAGGGGGGAGCAUGGGAUGGAGCGGCUUCUUAACAGGUUUGACAUUCUCUCUCGCUCUGAGAUACGGCUCCAUCACGGGAGCACGCUGACAGCUCAUGAUACAAGCUGAGGGCGGCAUUGUCAGGCAUAUUGUUAAACACUCUGUUAACUUUAUGGUGAUAAGAGAGAAAUGAACCAGUUUCAAGCCCUGCGACAGAGCAAACAGAAGCAGGUUUUCUCUCAGCUUGACUGAAGAGCAUCAGAUAGAAAACCUUGGUAGAUUACAGAAUUUUUUUUUUUUAAGUGGGGAACAGAAAUUGCCGGUACAUGUUGUUCUCAAAUAUCUCACACAGUAGACUUUGAAUGCAGCUUGCUUUGAAGGUCUGAUCACUUUGCUUUCUCUAUCAGAGCGUCAAUUAAAUAUAUGUCAUGUGAAAGAUGUACAAAAAUGGACACUUCCAGAUGUGUGGCGGUAUAGCCAGAUGUUGGUGUACUCAUGGUAGGUGCAGAGCUCCCACUUAAUAUGGGGGAAUUUAUUUUUAAUUAAAAUGGUAACUUUUUUUAGUCCUCUCUGAAUGGUAGCUGUCAUAACUUCACAGUUAUGUAUAAAAUCCCUUCAGUAAACAGAUAGCUGAGUGGCCGCGAGAGGGAUUUUUAACACUGUUAAAUUCCACCUUCAAGAACGUCUCAAAAUCUGAAUUCUUAAGUUUUCGCGGUUAAAGCCAAGGAGACACUUCUUAACAGAGUCUGUGUGCUUGGCUUGGUCCCAGCUGAAGUGGAAGGUCUGGUAUGAGCUUUCUCUACAUUCCGUUACAAAGCAUGUGAUUGUAAUUUUUUUUGACCAGUUAAAAAUUUAUUCCAGUGUGUGUGUGCGCGUAUGUGUGUGUGAGAAAUAAAAUGAAUGAGCUGAUAUUGAUGAAGGGUGCCUCUCCUCGGAGAUGUAUGGUACAGUAUGCAAUCCCAGCUCUCACUCAAUGAUAAUCAAAACGAUAGUGCUGUGUGACGAUAGAAAUCGUUCCUAACUUCAGGGUUUGUGCGCUUGUGCAAGUGAAUGCAUUUGUGUGUGUGUGUGCGCGCGCGUGUGUGUGUGCGCGCGUGUGCGUGUCGUAUGACAGGAACUGACUACAGAUGGGGUGCUUUCCUCUGCACACAAUAAGCCAGCUUUACUAAGUACUUGAUCCAUCAAGCUGCAAUGACGGUACUUAUCAUUUUAAAAAUGGUACAUAACAUUUCCGUGGACAAGAUUUGUCCUAAAACAAAGAACACAUUCUUUGGUUAGCAUUUUUAAAAAAAAAAAACAGAUGUUGGUUGUGGACACAGCUGGAGUCAGCAGCACUGUGGCCUAGGAUGGGCAAAGCUCCUCAGCAAAGCUGGUUCCUGCUUUGUGCUAAUGUGAAACCAUCUCCCAUCAUUGUAGUCUCAAUCUGUAGCAUGUUCAGGUAGCACUAGUACUGUAGCAUCCUAUAGCCUCCUCCUCUUCGUAAAGCUUGUUGAUGUCAUGUCUCAGUUACAGUCCGUAGUGUCAAUGAGUGCGCAAACUGUUACUACUAUAGCACAUUUAUUUCGUAUUUGCAUCAAGCCUCCUUCAGUAGACACACAUUUAGGUGGUGCAGCGUAUGUUUGGAGAGAUGUGGGAUAAGCUUGACAUGUUAUUGAGCUCAACCUUGUCUUCUAAGAAGGUAACAGUAAAAACGGUGCCUACAUCCAGUGGAGCCAUGUGGGGUAGAGCGCUGGUUUGUCCUCGCUUCCUUUUUUUGUUCUUCUUUCAUUUGAGCCACCGUGCCACAGUAGACUUCCUCCAUUCAUGUAACGCAGUAAACAGAGUUGAUGUGACCCCCCCCCUAAAACACGCAGGCCUAAUUGAUAUAUACAUUCAACGCGCAGGCACGUACAUGUUCUGUGUCAACAUGUACUCAGAUGGUUGUACUGUGCCAUCUCCACCAUAUAACUUCAAAAAUGAGCUGAUGUAGUUUAGCCAAUUGUUUGCGAGUGUUUUUGACUGAACAGGAAAAAUUUGCACUGUUGUAGAUAUUUGAUAGUAUGCGUGACGUAUGCAAGAGGAAACAGGCCAUCUUCAAUAGCCAUAAUGUUCAUUAGCGCCCACCUCAUGAAACAGGCUUCGUGGAGUCCCCUCCUCACUCUUUAAAAAAAAAAAAACGAUUGCACCACGGAUAUGAUCUCACAUUUAGUUCUAUUAAAUUUUAAACUGAGGAGCAGUACAGUGUAUGUAAAUCAGGAAGUUUGUAUAUAGAGAAUUAAUGAUUGUAACUGUAUGAUUGUCUGUAGGGCAUUAUACUGAAACACAUUGCUUACCUCAAGACUUGAGACAAAUCUCUCCUUUCUCUCUCCUGUUGUUUGUUUGGCCUCUCAGUCAGACUCUAUCUUUUUACGUUUCCUUAUCCCUAGGCCUUCUCUCAUACCAAUUGGACAUGUUAUAUAAUGUAUAUUCAACACCUGAAGCACUACGUAAUAGCAAACUAACACGAAAGCUGGUCAAUGUCAUGUGUAUUCUAUUUAAAGACACAUUUAUAGACACUAUUAUAGGCCCACACACGCUCUGAUACACAUCUGCAGAUGAUUAAAAAUCCUCUUAAAAACGAUCUAUAAUUGGCUGAUGUUUACCAUGUUUGAAAUAAGCUGGUUUUCUUGUGGCUUCAGUGAUAGUACAGUAUACUUUUGCUGUGUUUAAGUGUUUGAUGUCCAGAAAACACUCAGAAACAAUCCAGUCUUUACAGCUACAGUCACAAACCAACAGUUCAAUAUAUGAUUGUAAAGAUAUAGGCUUGAUUAGCAGUCAUAAUACGGUGUAUGCUUUGACCUUGGUAUAUAUAUUCAGUAUCCAAACAAGGCCUGAUUUAUCCUCUCAUAUUACCAAAAGUUAUAUUUUCAGCAGUUGUAAUAGAUCAUAUUCUUAUGCGUUGAUCAUUGUUUGGAAUCUCCUCAGUUGUGAAACCAGAACCAAGAGAAAUUACAAAAAAAAAAAACGGGUUCUUGCAGGAUGUCGGAUGCUCUGAGAGGUGUGUGAAGUUCUGCUUCCUACAGCAGCAGCUUGGCAAAUACAAUCACUUCUCUCAAUAUCCUGCGCUUUAUAUGAAGGUGUUUUACUGUUGCCGUCGUCGUCAUGUCCCUCAGAGCAUUUUAUGACUGUACCUUGAUUGUAGAAGCCCUAUUUUAUACUGAGAGUUAUUUCAGAAUACAGUAUGUGCUGUUGUACAUUAAAUGUAUUGUAUGGAGAAAGCUAAAUAAAUGCUGUUUAAAAACUAA